GCGCUGUCUUCGCCUCCUUACAGCCAGAGACCUACCAUGAAUGUGGCAUUUAUUGCUCUUACAGCCGCGCUUUUGGCUGCGAAUAGCGGCUUCUGUUAUUCUAGCAGCGUCCCGUCAUUCAUCCUGCCGUUUACUGACUGCGUCCAGAGCCGUGGGAAAGACGGUUUCUACCGGGGAGCGAUAGACGUCACCGAGUCCGGCACCCGUUGUAUGAACUGGACCGAAGUGGCCGGCUUCAAGGAGCGCUACCCGGGCAAAGGAGUUGGAGAGCAUAACCACUGCCGCAACCCGGACGGCAGGAUCCGACCCUGGUGCUUUUUUAGGAACCACAAAGGCAGAGCUGACUGGGGCUAUUGCGACUGUAAACAAGGCUCUGUGCGUUUGCAAGGAGGCCGCACCAAGCUAGAUGGCAGGGUCGAAAUCUAUCUUGGAGGAGUGUGGGGGUCUGUCUGUAGCGAUGACUGGGGGGACGAAGACGCUGCAGUGGUUUGCAGACAGCUGGGCAAGGGGAUCUCAGGUCGUGCACGUGCAGUUCCCCUGUUUCAUCCAAGCAUGGCCAAACUCCAUUGGAGGGCAGUCCAUUGCCAGGGAGAGGAGUCAGACCUGCUCCAGUGUCCUAAGACUGUGUGGAAUGGAGGGGAAUGUAAUCUGGCUGCAGCCAUCACUUGCACACAGCAGCAAGAAGUGGCGCUCCCUAUAAGGCUGGUGGGAGGUGCAUCGGGGUCAGAGGGCACAGUGGAGGUCUUCCAUGCGGGGCAGUGGGGGUCCAUAUGUGACGACCAAUGGGAUGACAGUGAUGCAGAGGUGGUGUGUCGACAACUGGGGCUGAGCGGUGUAGCGAGGGCAUGGGGCCAGGGACAUUUUGGCAAGGGUUCAGGCCGUGUGCUGCUGGAUGAGGUACGAUGCACAGGCAAUGAGCUCACUCUGGAGCAGUGUCCAAAAAGUGCCUGGGGGGAACACAACUGUCAGCACUCUGAGGAUGCAGGAGUGUCCUGCAACCCUCUUACAGAUGGCUCUCUUAGGUUGGUUGGGGGCGCAACCAGCUAUGAGGGACGUUUAGAAGUAUUUUACCGUGGUCGGUGGGGGACAGUGUGUGAUGACGGCUGGACAGACUCUAACACACAAGUAGUGUGCCGACAACUUGGUUACAGAUUAGGUGAGACUCUCCUUUCCGAAGGAUUAGACAUCACUCCAGUCCCGCGCUUCGGGGUGGGGUCAGGUCCCAUUCUCUUGGAUGAUGUGAGCUGCACAGGGAAAGAACCAAGCAUAUUAGUGUGCAACAGGAACGAGUGGCUCCGGCACGACUGCACACAUCAUGAAGAUGUUAACAUCGCUUGCAGCCCUGGUCGCAAUGGAGAGAGUCUUCCAAUGAGUAUGCCGGUAAGACUAGUGGGAGGAGAGAGUCCUAGGGAAGGUCGGGUGGAGCUCUAUCUGUCCGGGCAAUGGGGGACCGUUUGUGAUGACGGAUGGACUGACCAUGACGCUGAGGUGGUAUGCCGGCAGAUGGGAUACAGUGGGGUGGCAAAGGCCCGUGUGAUGGCGUACUUCGGGGAAGGGACAGGACCGAUCCACGUGGACAAUGUGAAGUGCAGCGGCGAGGAGCGUUCGUUGGCAGACUGCAUCAAACAGCCACCCGGCACACACAACUGUCGCCAUAGUGAGGACGCUGGGGUCAUUUGUGACUAUGGUGAAUCUCAGCACAGCUACCAAGAGGUGAAAGAUCCUGUCAACUCAAUCUGUGGUUUGAGGCUUAUACACACUCGCCAGAAACGAAUUAUAGGAGGAGAAAACUCUCUGAGGGGCUGGCCAUGGCAGGCCGCGGUUCGGUUGCGAGGAUCUCGUGGAGACGGGAGGUUGGUGUGUGGAGCGACUCUGAUUGACAGCUGCUGGGUCCUCACAUCAGCACACUGCUUCAAGAGAUAUGGAAACAGCACCAAGCAGUAUAAAGUUAGAGUGGGCGACUACCACUCCCUUGUGCCUGAGGAAUACGAAGAAGAGUACGGUGUUGAUCAAAUCGUCAUCCACCCAAGCUACCGGUCCCAAAGCAACAAUUACGACCUUGCCUUGGUUCGUCUGUCACCUGGGGCAGUGGGCCAGAUGCCGGGAGAGUGUGUGUCAUUCAGCCGUCAUGUUCUUCCUGCCUGUCUGCCCAUGAAGAAAGAGAGAGUGCUCAAACAAGCCAGCAACUGUCACAUUACCGGCUGGGGGGAUACAGGUCGCUCAUACUCCAAGACCCUUCAGCAGGCCCCCAUAUCCCUACUGCCCCGUCGUCACUGCCAGCAUCAUUUCCACAGCGCCUUCACAAGCCGCAUGCUCUGCGCCGGCAGCAUCCAGUCGGAGAGGCGUGUGGACAGUUGCCGUGGUGACAGUGGAGGUCCGUUGGUGUGUGAGCGUCCAGGAGGGGGUUGGGUGGUUUACGGGGUCACAUCCUGGGGUCAUGCUUGCCGGACACAACAGUCCCCUGGCGUCUACACCAAAGUGUCUGCCUUCAGCCCUUGGAUACGCAAGGUGAUUACACGUGAUGACCAAAAAGAGAGAGGACGAUAGAAGGACAAUUAUAUAUUGAGAAGAAUCACACUUAAGACUUUCUUUGUCAGGUGACAACUGAUACAACAAUAUAGUUCAGUCAUGAAUAACUGAUGUCAUGAUGGUAUCACCUGAUAAUCCGGGGAUGUUAGUUACAACCUGACUUUCAAAUUAAAAGCACAAGGCAACGCUGGACUUUUUCCACUUAGAAACUUUUUUAAUAUUUUUGGGAGAGAGGAGGGUUAUAAGCACUUAUGUAACUGAUUUAAUAUCGUCUUGAGAUGCAAGAUUUUGAAUUUUCUUCAAAUCUCAACCUAAGAGAAUGCAUCUAUGUAACUUAAAUAUCUUGUUUCAUGUGACAUUGCAUGCUAAACUUCUGUGCUUGCUUUUACAAUUAAAUUAUUGUGUAACUUAUGAUAUGCAAUAUGUGAUUAAAAAAGGUUGAAAAGGGACCACAGUUAAAAAUAACAACAUACUGUUAACAUGUACAGAAUUAGCCACGCAUUGUAUGGACUUGAACACUUUCACAAAGAACCCCCUUAGGUACUUAUUGCAUAUUAUCUUGUGCUUUUGUGUUUAGCAUUCUAGUCAUAUUGACAUUUGCCAAACUGAAAUAUGUAAUUCGACCUCAUUUUAUUAUUGUUUUUUUUUUCUCUGUGCUCAUUGUUUUGCUGUGUAAAAAGCAUAUUUCAGGUCUUAGUUAUUUCUCAGGCAUUUAUAAGUUGCAUGCAGUCAGUAUUUCUCCGUGUCUCAGUGCCGCUUAACAGAGGAAGAAAGGGACAAAAGUGUUUCUGCGUCCAAGCACAUUAUAGCAAGUGUUGAUUUGUCAUAUCCUCUUCUAAUUCAUGAGCUUUUGUUUUGGCGGGGAUAGUAAAGUGUUGUUGUUGUUAAAAAGAGACAAUCUGGUACACUUGAAAAAACUACACUGCCCUCUUUUUAGGUGUAAACUGACUAUGUGUUAUGUUGUAUUGUACUGUAACAUUUCUUUAUAAAUACGAUUUUGUAAAACAUGUU
This is a messenger RNA of Trematomus bernacchii (emerald rockcod), 3540 nucleotides long. RefSeq names its product serine protease 12 (gene prss12). Gene Ontology annotation, biological process: proteolysis. Gene Ontology annotation, molecular function: serine-type endopeptidase activity. NCBI's taxonomy places the organism in Eukaryota, Metazoa, Chordata, Actinopteri, Perciformes, Nototheniidae. The coding region runs from base 37 to 2547 and encodes 836 amino acids. The record is from RefSeq and is a predicted model, not a curated record. The transcript is spliced from 13 exons. Gene Ontology annotation, cellular component: membrane.